Oncorhynchus mykiss (rainbow trout) is the source of this 3136-nucleotide messenger RNA. NCBI's taxonomy places the organism in Eukaryota, Metazoa, Chordata, Actinopteri, Salmoniformes, Salmonidae. The record is from RefSeq and is a predicted model, not a curated record.
AUUUCCCAUCAGCUCCCGCGACAAACGUGUUUUUAUAGGAAGUGCCCGACAGUCCAUCCGGUUGUCGAGUGGGGGGACUGAUCUGACUUGGGGAAAGCUUUUGAAAUAUUGGGAUAAACCAAUUCUAAAUGCAUGAAUUUGUCUUGCUCGGUAUUUUGUCCACCUGCCAGCCUCACGUGAAUGACGCCAGAAACACAUCUAGAUCGAUAGAAGAGCCCCAGUAGAGUGUAAGCUGCCCGGUCCCUCCCCACAGAACCCCUCCUGGACCCCCAGCCAUGAACAAGCAGCCCAGUAAAGAGAGUCUGAAGGACAAGGUAAAGGGGAUAUUUGGUUUGGGAUCCCCUCGACCCCCCAGCAAGCAGACAGAGAGCAAGCCCUCAGAGUUCAUCAUCACACUGGAUAUACUCAAGGAGCUGCACCCUGACUGUGGCCUUAGCAACAGAAUCCGGGUUGCUAACCAUGUCUCCGACCUGGCCAAGGCCAAGAAGUUUGAGGAGCAUGCAGUGGAAGCCGUAUGGAAGGCGGUGGAGGACAUGCUGACUCCAGAACAGCCACCUGAAGCUAGACAUGCUGUCCUGCUGCUCCUCAGAGCUGUCAUACAGGGACAGGGUGAGCGUCUGGGUCCUAUGCGGGCCUUCUUCUUCAAGGUGAUCAGAGACUACCAGCCGUCCAAUGAGGACCUGUCUGACAGGCUGGAGGUGUUCAAGGCCCUGACGGAGAACGGGAAGGACAUCACGUACCUGGAGGAGGACAUAGCUGGGUUUGUCCUGCUGUGGAUGGACAUUGGUCUGACCGCGGACUUCCUCCACGUCCUGGUCAACCUGGUCAAGUUCAACAGCUGCUACCUCGACCAGAACGUAUCCGUCAUGGUCCAGAAGAUCUGUCUGCUGUGUAACCGGACAACAGCCUCGACAGACAUUGAGAUGGCUCUACAGGUGCUGGAUGCGGUGGUGUGUUAUAACUGCCUCCCCUCUGACUCCCUCACCGUCUUCAUCAUCACUCUCUGUCGCACCGUCAACGUCAAGGAGUUCUGUGAGUCCUGCUGGAAGUUGAUGAGGAAGGUGUUGGGGACUCAUCUGGGCCAUAGUGCCAUAUACACCAUGUGCCGUAUCAUGGAGGAGAGGGCGUAUAUGGAGGAUUCUCCAUUGCUGAGAGGAGCAGUGUUCUUCGUAGGGAUGGCUCUAUGGGGGGCGCACCGUCUCCCAGCCUUAAAGAACACCCCUACCCUGGUCCUCCCAUCAUUCUAUAAGGCGAUGUGGUGUGCCAACGAGAUGGUGUCGUAUGAGAUCGUUCUGUCCAUCACCAGACUGAUAAAGAAGUAUGGCAAGGAACUCCAGGUGGUCACAUGGGACAUACUGCUGGGGAUCAUAGAGAGGUUACUACAGCAGAUUCAGUCGAUAGGCAGUGCAGAGCUGAAGUCCAUAGUGUUUGAGUUGCUGACUACAGUGGAGGAGCUCUAUGAGCAGAACGGCUUCCAUGGAUCAUCUGACAAGUUCUUCAGUCUGGUGGAGAAGUGUGCUGACAAAAGACCUGAUGCGUCGGUGCUGACUCUGAUAUCGUACCGGGCCCAGUCCAUCCAGCCAGCUAAAGACGGGUGGAUCCAGAGCCUACACCGCCUUAUGGAGAAGUUCUUCAGGAAUGAGAGUCGUAGUGUGAUCAGGAUCAAAGUGCUUCACAUCCUCUCCUUUGUCCUCAGCACCAACCGCCAACUCUACGAGGAGGAGCUGAUCGAGGUGGUGGUGGUUCCUCAGCUCAGUGGGAUAGCAGAGGACAGAGACCUGGCUGUGAGGAGACAGGCUACCCAGCUACUGGUGGACCUGGCUGAGAGCUGUAGUACACACCACUUCACCAGCCUCCUGGACAUCAUUCAGAGGGUGGCGAGUCGUUCGCUGGUGUGCCCAGGGCCCCUGGAGGUGUCGGAGAGAGACCCCACGGCAGAAUCCCCCAUGGAGGAUGUCAGGACGGCUAUACGAGGCCUACUGGAGAUACUGCAGAGUAAGCUGUACAGCCUGCCAGCCAGCCACGCUAGUCGAGUGUACGAGCUGCUGAUCGGACACCUGCAGCUGCACUACAAGAGCAAGUACAGCUCCGCUGUGGCCUGCAGCAUACGACUACAGGUGUUUGACUUCCUCCUGAUGAUGAGAACUGACUCCCUCCAUCGUCUGGGGUUCCUCAGUAAAGACGGGGUUCUGAGGUUCAGUCCGUACUGCCACUGUGACAUGGGGGAGCCAGAGAAACGAGGGAGUGAGAAGAAGCCUGCAGGCUCAGUGUCUCCCCCUGCUGGCAGUCCUGCCCCCUCCUCCUCCACCACCACUGCCCCCUCCUCCUCCAUCCGUACAGCCUGCCUGCCCUACUCACCUGCCUUUAAUGUGCUGCUACAGUGCCUGAAGAUGGAGACAGACUGGAAGGUGUUGAAGCUGGUACUAGACAAGAUGCCCUGGACCCUGCAGUAUAAAGUCCUGCUGCUGUCCUCUCCCUGCAGCAUAGACCAGCUCUGUUCUACACUCUGUUCUAUGGUGACAGACCGUCUUAUCUCAGAGCGUCUGAAGAAGACUCCAGAUGGUUUCAGUCGUACUGAUGUCCAGCUGGCUGUAGUACCUGUUCUCACUGCUAUCACAUCAUACCACAACUACCUAGAACAGGCCAGACAGAGGGAGUUGGUUCAGUGUCUGGAAGCAGGGCUGAUAUACCGCUGUGCCAAGCAGUGUGUGGUUGCCCUGACAAUGUGCACCGUGGAGAUGCCUGACAUCAUGAUUAAACUCCUCCCCGCCCUCAUCGUCAAGCUGACGCACAUCUCGGCAACCGUCGCCAUGGCGUCACCCAUGCUGGAAUUCCUGUCCACUCUGGUGCGGCUGCCACAUCUCUAUGCUUACUUUGUAGCAGAGCAGUAUGUCAGUGUGUUCGCCAUCUCCCUGCCCUACACCAACCCCUCCAAGUUUAACCAGUACAUUGUGUCGUUGGCUCACCAUGUCAUCUCCAUGUGGUUUAUCCGCUGCCGACUCACCUUCAGAAAGGACUUUGUGCAGUACAUCACCAAGGGUCUGCGCUCUAAUGCUCUGAUGCCGUUCGAUGACACCCAGGACACUCAGAGCAGCUUCCGUGCUCGCAGCACCAGCCUCAAUGAGAGGCCCAAGAG